Cryptomeria japonica (Japanese cedar) is the source of this 7979-nucleotide messenger RNA. RefSeq lists its product as uncharacterized. Bases 4360 to 5763 code for a protein of 467 amino acids. The transcript has 7 exons. Lineage: Eukaryota; Viridiplantae; Streptophyta; Pinopsida; Cupressales; Cupressaceae. The record is from RefSeq and is a predicted model, not a curated record.
CUUAGGCUAUUCACACAGUUGCAGGUGACAGGCACCCUAACAAAGUACUUUGUAGGAAGUAUCUGGUUCUCUAUAUCCGGAUAAGAUACAUCAAUACCAUUAACACCCAGAAGGGCAACAGGUUCUACUUGGAAGCUUGAUGCUACUUCUGAUAUUUUUAGGUCAGUGUGCAUGUUGUAGCCCACCAUUGCAUUGCAGGUAUCUGAGCCAAGAGAAAAAUAGGCACUUGUUCAAAUAAAGAAGAAGAAAAAUGAGAUCAAAUUCUACAUGCAACUUUGCUCCCACUCUAAAGAUGGAGUUGUUGCCUAAUUAUUAUUUAGGCGUAUCUCCAUUUUUUACUAGGAGACAAGCUUUGUUUGAUUCUAUCACUUGUUUAUGGAUGGGGUCUUCUCGAUUGAAUUUAGGGUUUUUUGGCUUUGUGUAUUCAAAGGUGGUUUUAUGUUAGUUUAAUUAUAUGUUUUUGAGCUGUGCCUCUUAAUAGGCUUUGAUGGCUUACAAUCAUGAUCUGAUAUAAUAACUCUUUCAUCUUUAAUAUAAAUGGAUGCAACCCCUCAGUUGCUAUCUACAUACCAAAAAUAAUAACAAUAAAUGAUAAAAAUAUGCACCUAUCAAAAAUCAUUUGGGGAGUGGAAAUGUGCUACAACUAACAUUGUAAUGAAUUUGGAGCUCCAUGAAUUGAUUUUUGAAUAAGGGGAAAGGCUGGAUAUGUUACCUAGAUGGCAUUGGCUACUAGGUAUGCUAGAUAAGCAUGCUAAGUUAGAAGUAAUGCACUUAAAAUUUUGUCAAAAAAAUUCCAAACUUUUCAGACCCUCUUCGAAUUCAAAUUACACAACAUCACAAAUUUCAGUCUUUUCAUUGUUUUGACAAAUGGUGGUAGAAAGUACUUGCUCGCAGAGAAGUGUAACACUAGAACCUCUGUCUCUGAAAAAUCCAUAUCAUACCAUUGAUUCUCAUCCAUAGAGCCUGCAAUAGGUCAGUCACAUAUACAAUUGAAUUAGAACAUUCCAUAUCAUACCAUUGAUUCUCAUCCAUAGAGCCUGCAAUAGGUCAAUCACAUAUACAAUUGAAUUAGAACAUUUUUUACGGUGAAGAAUACUAGAAGUUAAACAUAAAGAAUUUAUAUGGAAGUUAUUGUUGCUUCAAUCGUAUAAUUAUUCAAUGAUGAGAAAACCACUAAGGGUAAAAUCUUUUAAUAUUCAAAAUACCCUGGAUCAUAUGCCACUAAACAAGUUACCUGUGUGAAUAGAGACAACUUGAGCAUUAAAUGGUCUACCAUUAAGCAUCUGUCCCCACUCCCCUGGCAAGCUCAGCUCUUUCGUGGGCAUGAAUAAUCUCUUCCUAUGGACUAUAUUGUCCUGGCUUCCCAAAUAUAUAGCCAAAUCUCGCAUGACAUCGUGCUGAUAAAAGUACAGAGCCGGAGGCAUUUCCAUAAGAGAUUGUUGCUUGGCUUCUAAUAAUUCAGACACAAUAUCAACUCAAUGUUUUAGAAAAGAAAAUGAUAGCAAGAAAUUUAAUAUAUAUAACUUAUAAGAAGGAUAGAAAAAUACCCUGAGCUACUGACAAAAUUCAAGAAAUUUUUUGUUGCAAGUUCCCACAACAUCAUAAAGGCAUCUUACCUCUCCAGCUUUCAAACAUAAACCCAAAUGUCCAGCAGCACAUCAGCACAGAUUUUCUUGUUCUCUGGAAAUAAGGCCAAAUCUACGAAGCAUUCCCUCCCAAAGUCAUCGAAGAGAUCAACAUUGGUCUUCAAGAAUCUAAAAAUCCCUUCUUCAUGAUCACUAUUAUAAAGAUCAGAGCCUAACUGAGUGCGUGUCAUUGCUCCUGGUGUAAAACUCAAUGCUAGUUGGCAGAAAAAUCUAGUAGCUUUUGUUGCAUUAAGUUGUAUAUACAUUGAGCUUGUUCUGUGGCAAUCUUUAUUUGAAAGAUGCCGGAGGGAGAUAAGCCAUUAAGUAUCUAUUAUUUUUUAAAUAUUAUUUCAUGUUUCUUUCUCAUGGAUUAUACUUUUCCUCCAUUUUUAAGGGUUUUAUUUCUUUCGAUUUCUCUCUCCAUCUUUGUCAAAGAGUAUGCUUCCAGUGCCUUAAGAUGUUUCAAUUGUCCUACCCUUGAUUAUGUGUAGAGCUAGAUUUAUGCUUGGUCUUUUCUCUAUUAUCUACUUUUUAAUUUUAUUUUUUUUAUUGUUUCAUAAAUUUAUAUUCUCUUUACUGUCAUGAAUUUAUAUUCUCUUUACUGUCAUUAUUGAUUUUUGAUAGUCUUUAGAUCUGCUCUAUCUUUAAAACUUUGAUGGCUCUCUUUGUUACUUAUUCUCUGCUCCUAGGCAUGAUUAACCUUGUAGGGUUGCUGGGAAAGGAUCUCAUAAAGAUAAUAAUAAUGACAUAACUUGCACUUAUCAUGACCCUCAAAGCUAGAAUGAAGGGAACAACACCAUUAGUAGAGAGAAAGCAAAUAUAAGGAAAGCGAAUUGAACAAAUCAAGCACUUUGCAAAGAAAGGUUAUUCUACCUUGGCAAUUCUAUUAGGGCUAUUUUCUUGUUUUCUAUAUGAAAUGGCAAACCAGGCUUUUGGCAAACAAAAUACUUCCAAAGGACAAUAAGUUGCCUCGUUCUCAUAGAGAAGUAUCUUCAGUAAUGAAAGACAUUGGAAUGGAGUACAAUACAUAUGAUGCAUGUCCAAAUGACCAUAUAUUGUACUAUGGAAGGAAUGCAAAUUUGCAGCAAUGCCCAAUGUGUCACACAAAUAGAUAUCGUCAAGAUCAAGUAUCCAAGAAGGUUCCUUAUAAAGUACUACGACACAUUCCACUAAAGCCAAGGUUCGAGAGGAUGUUCAAAUGCAAGGAGUUGGCAAAAUAUAUGGAUUAUCAUUUACGUGGGAGGAGCCAAGAUGGUGUCAUGCGUAUGGCCGCAAAUAGCAAAUAUUGGAAAGAGAUUGAGGAAAAAUGGCCACAUUUAAGAAAUGAGCCAAGGAAUGCAAGAAUUUCUUUGGCAAUGGAUGGUGUAAAUCCUUUUCGAGAUCUUAGAACAACAUAUUUUGUUUGGCCAAUUUUAAUUAUUAACAACAAUCUUCCCCCUUGGAUGGAAAUGAAAAAGGAGCACGCAAUGUUAACUCUUAUCAUACCAGGUACUAGAAUAUAUGAAUGCAGUGAUUUCUUGAAUAUUAUAUUAAAAUAUGUCAAUUCAGUUAAACCCUGAUAAAAAAAUUCUUGUUUACUUAGGGAAGUAUCAGGUAAAGGAUAUGGAUGUAUACAUGGAGCUCCUCAUUGAUGAGCUUCGUGAAUUAUGGGAUGGUGUAAAUAUGCUUGAUGUAUCAAGACCUAUCAAUGAUAGAAACUUCCUCUUUCAAGCAAUGCUUAUCUAGACAAUUCAUGAUGCCCCGGGGCUCUCUAUUUGUUGUGGGCUACAAACAAAGGGGAAACAUGGUUGUCCAUCAUGUGGGCCAAAAAUGUUGUAUAGGCAGUCAAAGGAUCUCAAUAAACUAUAUAUGAUGAGUAUAGACAAUUCUUACCACAAAAUCAUCACUAUCGAAUACGUAACAAAUACAUGUUCAAUGGAAAGGAAGUGGAAAUGAGGAAGCCAAGAAGGAUGAACCCUGUUAAGUGGAAAGCAAUGUAUGACAAAAAAGAAGGGACAGGCUUUCCACCAGGAAUGAAAAGACUCUCUAUUUUCUACAAAUUGGACUAUUAUGAGAACUUGCCAAUAGCCCACCUAUUUGAUACUAUUCACAUUGGGAAAAAUGUGGCAGAGUUCUUGUGGAAACAUCUAAAUGGAAUCAACCUUGAAGCACAAAUAAAGUUACGAAAGGACCUCCAAGUUGUUAAUGUCAUGCCCAACAUGUGGUUGCAUGAAAACAACUCAUAUAAUCAUGCUCCGUGGACUUUUACAUCAAAGGAGAAAGAAAACAUCAUUGAUACAAUGAAAAGCAUAAGAUUUCCUUCUGGCUUUGGUGCAACAUUAAAAAACUUAUUCACGAGAGAUGGAUCAGAGUUCUCGGGCCUAAAAAUACAUGAUUGGCACAAUUGGAUAAAGGUAACUUUGUAGUACUUGGAAACAUAAUUAUGAAUUUGUAAAUCCUAGUGAUAAUAUCAAUUCAUGUAUAUUAUUAACAUUAUUAUUUGUUAAUGUUCAUGCAGUAUGUGUUGCCUGCAGGAAUACCAAGCACUUUUGAUUGUGAUGUUAGUUUGACUAUUUACAAAUUAUCCAAAUAUUUGAGGCAUUUUGAAUCGAUCAUUCGUACUCUUCCAUGACUUACAGUUUUGAAGUGAUCAUAAGUCUUUAUUGUAAUACAUCUCAAAACUUGUAGGUGGUUCUCAUCUAAAGAGAUACAUCUAGAUGAUUUGAAGUAUUGGAAGAGGAAUGUUUCACUUUUGAUGUGUGAUAUUCAAAUGUGCUUCCCUCCAAGCUUUUUUAAUUCUCAAGAGCACUACCUUGUACACCUGGUAGAAGAGAUUGAACAAUGUGGUCCUAUUCAUAUUCGAACAAUGUGGCUUGUGGAGAGAUAUAUGAAGGUUUUAAAACAAUUUGUUAGGCAAAAGGCUCGACUGCAAGGGUCCAUGGUUGAGGGGUACAUGGUUUUCCAAGCGAUGGUUCAUUUGAGUGAGUACUUACCUCAAUUCCAUUUUCAAGCUCCACAAUUAUGGAAUUAUAACCAACCUCAAUCAUUUGAGGGAGAAAAAUUAGAAGGUCAAGGGACUUCAAAGAGGAUAAAAGAUGCUAAGGAGUGGGAAGCAUUACAUUUGUAUGUUGCAUACAAUUCUGACUUUAUGUUGGAAUGGAUGGAGAAGUACACUGAACAAAAGAAAUUAGAGGAUGAAAAGGCAUGGGCCAAUAUAUAUAAUAUACAUGGUCAAAACACUGCUCGAGGAUUGCCUACAAGCCAUAAAAGAAAAUGGCCAGAGAGAUGCUCGUGGAGUUGGCUAAAGACCAAUAUUGAACACGAGGCAACAAAAGGGAGGAAUAGAGUGACACAACAACAACUGAAUUUCAUGAAAGGAUCUGUAAAUGGGGAGGUAAUAUAUUACAAAGGAAUGUGGAAUUUUGGUCAUCACUUUCGCAUCAAAAAGGUUGAUGAAAAGAGACAAACUUAUGAUUGUGGAGUUUCAACAUCAUUUGAGGUGGAAUGUCGUUCACAUGCAAAUGAUAGACAACCAAUCACAAGCACACUUCACUAUUAUGGAGUGCUGGAGGAUAUUAUAGAGCUUGAUUUUAUGUCUUUCAAGAAAGUUAUUUUUCAUGUUGAAUGGUACAAGCUUAUCAAAGUGGGUGAAGAAAAAACUAUCUUUAUGCACAACAAUGGAUUCCAUAUGAUUAAUACAUGUAGGUUUGAAGCCACUUCUGAACCUUAUGUGUUUCCAAAUCAAUGUGACUAUAUAUUUUUCAUUCCAAAUUUAGAACAACCUGGUUGGUCAUUUGUUCUUGAUUAUGAUCCAAGAGGACGAAGAGUAACAUAUGUUGAAGACAAUGAAGAUGCAGAAGUCCCCCUUGAUGAUGAAAAUAACAUAGAUGGAGAUGAUGAAAAUUUUAUUGUCAAUGAUGCAUAUGACCAGGAUGAAGAUCAUGAUGAGUUUAUUGAAGUGUUCGAAGGACAUGAGCAACCACAUGGGCAUCAAGUCCAUGAAGAUGAUGAAUUUAUUGAUUUUAAUUUGCUUGUAGUUGAAGGUGAUGAAGAUCAUGAAAAUGCUAGUAUUAAUUUAUUUGUAGAUUUAGGUCCCAUUAAUGAUGAGGUAUUUCUGCCAUCAAAUGACAAAAUUUCAUCUGAGGAUGACAUUGUUUGAUCACCAUGAUCACUUUAAUGAUCUCUAUGUCUUUUAUGGCUACACUAUGACCUUUAUGGUUCUUAGUCUGAUCUCUAUGAAUGCUAUCUUAUUUCAUACAACUCACUUGCAAUAUUUUUUACUAUUGAUCUCAGUAGAUAAAGAAACAAAACUAACUGGUAGUGAGGAUGUUUUAAGAAUUCAUUACUCACCUUGAGCAGUAAGUGUGUGGAAACUAGAAGAUUGCCCCGUCCAAAAGAUAGCCUACAAGACAAAAACACAAUUACAUUGUCAAUUCAUCUAACAAUAUUUGCUUUUGUUUAAAAAUCAGAAUUUCAUAGUGCAAUAAAAUCAUAAAAAUUAACAAGUGGGGUAAAAAAAAAGUCUAAAAAUUGCUCUAUCUCAAAAGCUGGAAUUAAUAAAUCAUUCACACUCUUGCCUUUCCUUUGUAGAUGAAGAAGGCUAGUAAUUGGAAGUUUGCCCUACCUUGCAUGAGUCUAGAUCGGUUCUGCUAGAGUUUGCCUCUGCUGAGAAGAGCAUUGAUUGAAAAGCUAAGUAAAAACUCUAAAAGUUAACAGAAGAGGACACUUGUAUGGCGGAAGGGGUUGUAUUGGAUGAAUCAAUAGAUGGAAGAUCAUUUUGCUUUGAUAUUUUCUAGUUGUUUAGAAAUUACUUUUUAGUUUUUGUUUGUAUAAGACAACAGCACAUCUUGCAGACAUCCUUGCAAAGUGCUGGCAUCCUUGGAAAAGAGUUCUAUCUUCUGGUUCUUAGUUCUUCAGUUCCUAUAUUUUUCAAUUCUGCUGCUAUAUUUAAAUUUUUAUUUUCCAAUUUUCUAUAUUCAUUAGCAGAUCAAAUCUUUAUAUGCUAUCUUGCUUUGAUCAAGCAUAUUUCAAUUUUAUAUAGUUAAAAACAUUAUAAAGAGUUGACUAGCAUAGUUUAACAGUAAGCUAGUUGAACAUCAAUCUCGGUUGGUUGAAUUUAAUGUGAUAUUACUAUAGAAUUCAAAAAGGAAAAAUAAACAUGCUAAAUAAGGAAAUCACAAAGAAAAAUAUUAGAACUGUAACAACAGAUUAAAUUAAUUCAUAUAUCUGCAAAUUUUGUACAGAAUCCACGAGCUCAAAAAUAUGAACACCAAAACUAGAGCUAACUUCAAAACUGGAAAGCUACUCAAAGACAUUUAUGAAUGACUCAUAAAUAUUUAUAAAAGUGUAUUACCAAAAGACAAGGCAAGACAAUUAGAAGUAGAGCAACCGUUUGUCAUCUACUGGUUGAUCUUCCAGACUUUGUUAUUUUGCAGUGUGCACUCCCAGGGAUUUCUAUAUAAAGAGAAUAGGAUGGUACACAACAAUCAAUAUACCCGAUUCUCCUAGAUCAGUUGCCAUUGGUAAGUAAUGGACCCGAAUGCAGAAAAUUGAGACAACAUGGAAGAAUAUUCUGCAACCGGUACUCUAGCAUAUCAAUUCCAUUUGUGAGGUAUCUGAACAAGUUGGACAAUCUUGAAGUGUGUGAUUCCAUGACUUGAUUUGCUUUUGAUGCCAUGUUGCAGUUAGGAUUUAUCUAUUUUGGCUGGAAAUCUUCUACUACCCUUAUUGCAUCCAACAAAUGCAGAAUGUUAAGAUGAAAGAAUAUGUAUUAAAAGCCAUAUCUAGACCAAGAUUAGCUGAAAGAUUGAGCUCAUAGGUAUCAACUCUAGUUGCUUGUAUUUGGCAUUGGUCUUUACAGGAUUGUUUGCAAUUGCUGCUGAAUCAACUGAAUAUGUUCUAUAAAAUUAGCAAAUUUGUCAACUUCCAUGUGGACUAAUAAGUUGUCGCAGUUGGCAGCGUGGAACACGUUUCAAUAAUGAAUGUCAAUGGCUAGAAACCUACACACCUUAAAAGGGCUUUUGGUUUGUAGAGUCUUGGAACUGCACAUCCCGAGAAGAUGCACAAUCAUCCUACUUACCAUUCCAUUAUGUUCACAACUUAACUCUUGAAUUAAACACACUGUCAUGUCAGUUUUGUUUCUAUGGUCUAUUUAUGUUUUUCUAUGGCCGUUUAAUGUGGAUAAGGAUAGAAGAGCACCAAAAAUCUACAUAUACAUCUCAUAGCAUUCUUCCAUGGAUUAUGACUGUGAUUAUGAUUGUCUUUUCUGUAUUUUCAAAUUUUUUAGAGUAUACAAAACUUUUUCUAGUGGCCAUGGGUGCUAUAUGCAUAUGUUCUCUAAUCAAUAUUUUCUUAUUUUUAUGUCAUUUUCUAGUU